AUGGAUCUUCAACGUCGCCUUGAGAAAGAGUUUUGGGAUUUGAAACAAGGCACCAUGACUGUGAUGGAGUAUGAGACCGAGUUCAACCGAAAACUAGGAUUUGCACAAAGGUUUUUAAGUACUGAAGACGAUAAGGUCGAGCGUUUUGAGGGUGGGUUACAAAAAGAAAUUCAGAAUUUUCUUGUAAAUCGUGAAGUUCCAAGUUUUGCCAAGGCGGUAGAAUUUGCUCGAAGAUGCGAUCAUGAUCUGUCAAUACCGGAUGAUCCAGUUCCGGCAGCAAAGCGACCAUGCACUGGAAAGACGAACUCAGUCCCAACACAUCGACCACCCAAGUUCUUAAUGUCAAGACGGAGGCAGAUGCAUAACACAGCUCGUGCUACAUCUCAGGCAUACUCUUUACAGUCGAAUGCCCCGAGGAUUUGCCAAAGAUGCGGCAAGAAUCAUACUGGACGAUGCAAUAUUGAACCAUCCAGUGUACGAUGUUUUUGUUGUGGCGAGGUGGGACACGUUCGAGCAGAAAGCAAAGCAUCGGUACAACGACCGACUGGGACUACGACCUCCGUUCAAAAGGAGGAGGUACCAAAGGCACGUGUGCGGGCAUUCCAGAUCACUGCAGAAGAAGCAUGUAACGAGCCUAAUGUCGUGACUGAGUCUAUGCCUUCAAUGCUUGAUGAACCAUUCACUGUUAGUACUUUCAACGAAGAACUUUUGGAUGCCGAUAAAGUAUAUAAAGAUUGUUUGUUAAUUCUUCAUGACUAUAAGUUUUUGAUAAAUCUGAUCCCGAUGGAUAUACAUGGCUUUGAUAUCGUUAUUGGGAUGGACUGGUUAGCCAAAAAUCAUGCCCACAUCAUUUGCGCUCAUCAAAUGAUUCGGAUAGAGAAGGAUGACGGAGAUUACCUAUAUGUAUAUUGGGAAAGACGUGUAGACGGUGUGAAGGUAAUCUCUAUGCUAAAGGCUCGACAAUAUCUAAUAAAAGGAUGUUCCUCUUUUCUGGCCUAUGUCUUAGACUCAUCCAAAGAAGUAAAGAAGACAGUGAAAGAUGUGCCAAUCGUAUGUGAAUAUCCGGAUGUAUUCCCCGAUGAUUUGCCUGGGUUACCACCAGAUAGGCAAGUAGAAUUCCAGAUUGAUUUGGUACCCGGUGCCUCUCCUAUUGCUAAGACGCCUUAUCGACUUGCGCCGGCAGAAAUGAAAGAAAUGAUGAACCAGUUACAAGAUUUGUUGGACAAGGGCUUCAUUCGACCGAGUGCUUCGCCUUGGGGUGUACCAAUACUGUUUGUAAAGAAGAAAGACGGUUCAUUCCGGAUGUGCAUCGAUUACAGGGAAUUGAACAAGAUUGAGGCUUUGAAGCCUGAGAACGUUAAAUUAGAACGAAUGGUGGAAUAUCUGGAUUCUCUUUCUGAAGACGGAAGUGGCUUAAAGAUCUUUAAGACCCGAAUUUGGGUCCCCAGACUUGCCGGUAUGCGGGAUGUUGUCUUAACGGAAGCACAUAAGUCGCGAUUAUCGAUACAUCCAGGGAGUACCAAAAUGUACCAAGAUCUACGUUUAGAUUAUUGGUGGCCUGGGAUGAAGACUGAUAUUGGACGAUAUGUCAAGAAGUGUACCACAUGCUUACAA
Molecule: messenger RNA, 1614 nt
Organism: Cynara cardunculus var. scolymus (artichoke)
Lineage: Eukaryota; Viridiplantae; Streptophyta; Magnoliopsida; Asterales; Asteraceae
Exons: 4
Source: RefSeq, a predicted model, not a curated record